AAGAUGGCGUUGCUCGCAAGCUGACUGAGUUAGCAUCAUUCGGUGAUGUUGCGAAAAGAUUCAGCUGGAGCCCUCGGCCAGAAUGUUGGGAGCAUAAAUUCGUGAAAUGGUGUUCCGUGAGUCUACAGAAAGAUUCCCCGACGUUCGCCUUGGCUCGGAGCCGAUCUCUAUCCAUUGUCGCUAAGUGCCGAACUGUUUACGUGCUAAAUCCCGACUUCAUUGAUAUUUGAAAGAGCUCCUCGAGCGCAACGCGCCCCACUGACAGCACGAUUCGAGUGUCAGAGCCACAUGGAGGAGGACAAGAGCGACUCCGCAAAUAUGGAGUACGAGACUGUUCAACUAGAAGGUCUAGAGCUCGCCGAGAGUAAUGAGCACCACCUUCUAGUGUGUGCCUCGGACUCAGUUCUCGAAAACGUCGAUGUUUUCCAUUGCGCUGAAUGCGGUAGAGAGUACAAAUCUCGGGAUGGCUUACGGACACACGUUCGUAAAGUCCACACCGGGAUAAAACAGAAGGCCUCGCAGGACCAGAGCUGCCUGGAACCUAAUUGUGAAGCGUCAUUCCAUACCAAAGCGGAACUAUGUAGUCAUUUAGAAAAUCAUCAUGGGCUCCAAUUCGAACACAUCUCGGUCGUAUUGCCAACCGCUCCUCGAUUCUACGCGUGGAUGGAGGAGUUCCAAGAGUCGUCCGGAAUUCGAUUCGUACGCACCUGCGGCACGAAGCAGUUCGUCAAAACCGGCACUCGAAUGCACUUCGUAUGCCAUCGCAGUGGGAAAUGUCGAGGGAAAACAACAUCCGUACGUAUGAGGAAAGAACGCGCGCACGGUCCCGUAAAGCUCGGUAUCCAAUGCGUGGUGCAUUUGCGAGCCGUAGAGAAGCCGAACGGAUCGGUCGAAGUCGACGGAUGCGUCUCGCACUAUGGUCAUGCGACGGACGAGCAGCUCAUGUCUCUGUUGGCCAUGCACCGUUGUCGGAUCGCACGCUUCAUAAACUUAGGUCAACCCGCGCACCGAGUCGCAGAGAUGCUCAAGCAACUCGCCGAUCCUACGACGCCGUUAGCCCGCAUCGCAUCCUCUGACGUUCGGAACAUAGAGCAGUGCUUCGGAAAACAAUUCAGCGAGGUGGUGGCCAGUUAUCUAUUCGAAGCAGUCGGGCUCCUGCUCCUCAGCAAUCCCAAUGUGGUCCUCGUUCACAAGCCCGUCGAUUCAGAGGCCGAUGGAAUGGAUCCCUCGGAAUUCUACGGAGUUCUCAUGACGCCCAACCAGCUCGAGACGUUCAACGAUUACUCGGACAGUAUCAUCGCCGUCUGCAUGGACACCGUCUGUCAUUUCAGUUUCAGUAUCGUCACCAUGAAUUGCUACGUGCGCAAGAAUGACACGAAUUUUGUUUUCCCUCUCGCCUGGUUCAUAACUAGCGCCAGCAAGCCCCAGGUUUACAUACAAACGUUCUAUUAUGCCGUGGUUGGACAAACAGGCAGAUUUCAUUGCAAUUACUUCUUUUCGGACGAUCACGAUGAGUACUUUGUCCAGUUCAUCCAUACCUUCGGCGGGGACAAAGUUCCGAAGAAACAAGUGAAUCUAUGGCACAUGAAAAACAUGAUGGAACUAGCGCUCUUCCAACACUUGGUGGAGCCGAGCAAAGUUUACAAUAUCGGGUGUCUGCUCGAUGGCAUCUUCCGGUGUCCGAUCUCUAUCGCAGCCUUCUCGAAGAACUUGGCGCAAAUACAAGAAGUCGUCGCGACCGAUAACAUUCCUCAAAUAUUCAUCGACUAUUUCGAUACCGUGAUCGUGAACCGGACGAUGCUCUGGGCUCCCUGCUACAUGGGAGAAGAGAGCGCGGAAAUCCACGAGGAAUUCGAGCGGGAGCACACCACCAUGCUCCAUUUUCUUGAUCACAUGGUCAUGAAUCGCUGGGGACAAAAAAUCCUCACCAGCCUGAUUUCGUAUACUUCGCCUUAUAAGAUCGAGAACCUCGAACUCAAGACUGAAGCCACCCCGGAAGACACCGACAGCCAACAAAGCCUUGAAACGGCGGAAGCCAAGGAGUAUGUUUUGAAGUGUAACGAGGAGCUUUUCACCGUGACGAAUACCGGGAAAACCUGUGAUCCCAGCUGUGGUUCCCGAUGUCAAUGCUGCUCGCUCUGUAUCCAUGAGUUCACCUGUUCUUCUUGCUGGCAGGAUCAGCCUCAUAUUUGUGAGCAUAUUCACACAAUCAACGAUUUCCGGAAGCAGAGUAAUUCCGACGCAGUCGAAGUUGUUGCCGAGAAACCUCCACCCAAACCUCUGAAGGAACGCUUCAGCCAACACGCCGAGAAACUCGAGCUCAUUGUGGCGGAAGCUCGGCAUUUGCAGAUGUUGUUGGAAGAGCCCGAGACCGACGAAAUCAGGAAACUCUAUGCCCAACAAUUACAAUACAUGCAAAACAAGCUCGCAAGCCUCAGUGGCGCAGCUCUGAGCAGUGUAGCGAACAGAACCGGCUUGACCGAAGAAAAUCUUCACUGGAUGACGCACAACCCACAAAUAUUCUCGAUAGAGCCGAAAGGGAAAUUACCCAUCAUGGUUCCUCGUGAGGUGUCGAUCGACAUGGUUCCCGCUGGCAGUUACGUUAGGUGGCUCGUGAAUGUAAAUAGGCAUCAGAUACCAAUUGAAGACACGAGCGAUUUGAUCCGCAUCAUUCUUAGCAAUCCCGGAAAACAAACUGCAGCUUUAUUGUUGUCGAAUGGCGAGAAGGCCAAAAUGGCCGUACUCGGCAAGAGAUCGAUGGACUCUGGCGAGGAUAGCGGAUCUAGCGGAAUCAAAUCUGCAAUCUUCAACUUCCAAUCGCUUCUGACUGUCAUCUUGUUGGUGAUUUGUACCUGCGCCUACGUCAGAUCGCUGUACCCGUCUCUCCUGGACAAAAAUAAGCAAGGGUUGCGAGGAACUUUUUGGAAAUUCGCUCGGGUAGGAGAGCGGCUGAGUCCUUGGGUAUCGCUCGCCUGCUUGGGGAUGGCUUUCUGCAACCUGUUCAUGUCAUGA
This is a messenger RNA of Galendromus occidentalis (western predatory mite), 3012 nucleotides long. RefSeq names its product transmembrane protein 167A-like protein ksh (gene ksh). The transcript has 3 exons. NCBI's taxonomy places the organism in Eukaryota, Metazoa, Arthropoda, Arachnida, Mesostigmata, Phytoseiidae. Bases 289 to 3012 code for a protein of 907 amino acids. The record is from RefSeq and is a predicted model, not a curated record.